UGUCCACUUCGUUAUGAAACUCGACAUCAUUCCCAGGAUUCUACUCGCUCCUUCCUCCUCUGUGGAGGGGUUGCUAAAAGAAAUUCACAAUUUCAAGAACCCGCAUCACAAACCCAUUUUAGAAGACUUGAUUCCUUCUUUUGUGAAUGUGAGGAAGAACGCAUCAUGCGUUGCAAACCAUGAAGCUUGUGCACUAAUGGGAAGCAAACAUACGUUGUUUGACACCAUGUCUAGAUUCAUCAAGCUAAGCCCUUACAGACCGUGUGGGAAGUAUGUCUUUUGCACCGAGACCCACGUGUUGGUGGUUGUGGAAAACCCGGAUGCUGUUCUUCAACUGUUGUUUUACUCUUUACACAUCAAGUCUGAUGCAGAGCUUAAGAAGAUAGCAGAGGAAAGCUUAAAGGCAUGUUGGAGAUAUAAAGAUGCAUUAGAUAAAAGCUUGGCUCAGCCCUCUGUAGUUUCGUUGGACCUUCAAGAAUUACCUCUCAGCUCAAAUGAUGACACACUAAACGACCUUAACCUGGGCACAUCGGCAAGGCUGUGCCUCCGUGCUGCUGGAGAGUCGGAGAAGAAGAAACUGGAUAACAUGCAAAAAAUAAAAGACAAGAUGGGUACCAAAAAUAAAGCCCUAGAUGCAUUAGAAAUUUACAGCAAGGGAGGAUAUUACGAUGCUUUCAAAUUGCAAAAGGAGGAGGAAGACUUCAGGGUUAACGUAAAGAGACUUGAACUGGCAGAUAUUUGGGACGAGAUUAUUGAAAUGCUAAGACAAGAGGAGCUCCCAGAUAUAUUUGAGGCAGCAGAAGAAUGGGAGGCUCUCGGCACGAGGUUUCGCAGACUUGUGGAGCCAAUAGACAUAGCCAACUUCUAUCGACACUCUAAAGAUGAUGUGUCAGGUCCUUACAUGGACCAAGGAAGGCCAAGUCGGUACAAAUAUACUCAAGGAUGGCGAGAACACGCUAAGCGGUUGCCGAAAGGUUCAUGUGGUGAAUCCUGCUUCUGGGCUGAGGUGGAAGAGUUCAACCUUGCGUCUGCUAGUGAAAAACGGCAGAAAGCUUUGAAGUUGAAGGAGAAACUGAAACAGUGGCACGAGAAAGGGGAGAUUAGGGAGGAUGCCUCCACGAAGGACACUAAACUUGUAAAAUGGCUCCUUGGCAAUGACGAAGCGGAGUGCCCCAUCGAAAGUGUAAUAGAGAGCUAAAGGAGGUUUUGCCUGAAAAACCGGGCCCAGCAACUGGCUGGCAUCGUUCAAAGAGGAUUGUUACGCUUUGCUGUUGCUUUUCUCUAUAAAAUUAGUGUUAU
This is a messenger RNA of Eucalyptus grandis, 1299 nucleotides long. RefSeq names its product protein EDS1L-like. The coding region runs from base 14 to 1198 and encodes 394 amino acids. The transcript has 2 exons. The record is from RefSeq and is a predicted model, not a curated record. Gene Ontology annotation, biological process: defense response. NCBI's taxonomy places the organism in Eukaryota, Viridiplantae, Streptophyta, Magnoliopsida, Myrtales, Myrtaceae.